GCUAGUGUGCGGAAUACGGGCACGGCUUGUGUUUUGUUGCUUUACAAGCCCAAGGCUUCGGGUAGCUGCGUACUGAGGAUGGAGGUGUCGGAUGUGGAGUGCAGUCAGGUGAAGCGGUUACUGAGACAACACGGCCGUAAGUGCUUGGUCUUGGACUGCAGAUCGUUCCUGGCAUACAGUGCCCACCACAUCAGCGGUUCCCUCAACGUCCGCUGUAACACCAUCGUAAAACGCAGAGCCAAGGGCUCCGUCACUCUACAACACAUCAUCCCGGCCGACGAGCCCCGCGGCCGGCUUCAAGCUGGCUUUUACUCCGCCCUCGUCUUAUACGACGAAAGGAGCCCUCAAUUUGACCUAGUCCGGCACGACAGCACCGUCAACACUGUCCUCAAUGCACUGUCGGCAGCCUUCUGCCCAACGCACAUCUACUUCCUAGCGGGAGGAUAUGAGAGAUUUUCUUCAGAAUAUCCCGAGUUCUGUGUAAAAGCAAAACGUCCACCUGGAAUCUCGACAGUGUCCAUCAUCGAAUCCCCGGAAACAAGCCUGAAUGCCUGUGGGACUCCAGUGCAUGACCAGGGUGGUCCAGUGGAAAUUCUUCCUUUCCUUUAUCUCGGAAGUGCGCAUCAUGCUUCAAAAAGGGACACGCUGGACGCAAUGGGGAUUACAGCUCUCCUGAACGUCUCUUCCAACUGUCCAAACCAUUUUGAGGAUCAUUAUCAGUAUAAGUGUAUUCCAGUGGAGGACAACCAGAAAACAGACAUCAGUUUCUGGUUCAUGGAAGCAAUAGAAUACAUUGAUUCUGUCAAAAAUGUUGAUGGCCGAAUUCUGGUCCACUGCCAAGCUGGGAUCUCAAGGUCAGCCACCAUUUGCCUUGCCUAUCUAAUGAUGAGUAAAAGAGUUCGGCUGGAAGAGGCCUUUGAGUUUGUUAAGCAGAGACGGAGCAUAAUUUCACCUAAUUUUAGCUUCAUGGGACAGCUGCUACAGUUUGAGACGCAGAUCCUGGACUCUUCCUGCUCUGUAAAAUCUGCCAGUCCUUCAGGAGCUCUCAGAGAGCAGAACAAGGCAUCGUCAACCCCAACCUCACAGUUCGUCUUCAGCUUUCCUGUGUCUGUCAGUGUUCACUCAACCCCAAAUAAUCUGAAUUACUUACCCAAUCCAAUCACCACAUCACCAACUUACUGAAGGAUUAGAAUUUGUCUACGUUUAAAAACUGUAUUUAACUGAACAUCCAAUCCAGUAGUGUGUUAAGAAAUCUGUCCACUUACUGUAGACGAAUGGACAGUUUAAAUUGACCUAGAACUGAAACUGGCUAGUUUAACAUUUCAUGCCUGAACUGUUCAGUCUGGAAGGAUUUCUUUGCAAUAAGUUUCAAUUCACUUUUGAAUAAACAGGAUAUUUGACUUUCUAAUGAACUAGUUUGUCACAGAGCCAUAGAAUACUACAGCACAGAAACAGGCUUUUUGGUCCAUUAACCUGCCUAGUCCCAUCAACCUGCACCCAGAUGGUAGCCAUCCACAUCUCUCUCACCCAAAUUUCUCUUGAAUAUUGAAAUCGACCCCAUAUCCACGACUUGUGCUGGUAGUUCAUUCCACACUCUCACCACCCUCUGAGUGAAGAUGUUCCACUUUCCUUUGAGCAUUUCACCUUUCACCCUUAACCCAUGACCUCUAGCUGUAGUCUCACCCAACAUCAGUAGAAAAAGCCUGGUUGCAUUUCCCUUAUCUAUUCCCUUCACAAUUCUGUAUAGCUCUAUCAAAUCUCCCCUCAAACUUCCACGUCCUAGGGAAUAAACUCCUAAUCUGUUCAACAUUUCCAAAUACUCAGAUCCUCAAGUCCUGGCAACAUCCUUGUAAAUUUUCAACUUUAUUGAUAUCUUUCCUGUAGUUAGGUGAACAAAACUGCACACGUUACUCCAAAUUAAGCCUCACCAAUGUCUUAAACAAUUUCAGCAGUUUGUCCAUCUCCUGUACUCAAUACUUUGAUUCAUCAAGGCCAAUGUGCCAAAGGCUUUCUUUACGACCCUCUCCACCUGUGACACCACUUUCAAGGAAUUAUGGAUUUGUAUUCCCAGAUCCAUCUGUUCUACCACAUUCCUCAGUGUCCUACUACUCACUGUGUUAGUUUCAUCUGCCAUUCUGCAGCCUACUUUUCCAGCUGGUCCAGAUCCCGCUGCAAGCUUUGAUAGUCUUCCUCACUGUCCACUACACCUCCAAUUUUGGUGUCAUCUGCAAAUUUACUGAUCCAGUUAACCACAUUAUCAUCCAGAUCAUUGACAUAGAUGACAAACAACUAUGGAUCCAGCACUGAUCUUUGCAGAAUUCCACCAGUCACAGGCCUCCAGUCAGAGAGGCAACCCUCUACUCCCACUCUCUGGUUUCUCCACAAAGCCAAUGUCUAAUCCCAUUUACUACCUCAUCUUGAAUGCCAUGUGACUGAAACAUUUUGACCAACCUCCCAUGUGGGACCUUGUCAAAGACCUUGCUAAAGUCUAGGUAGACAACAUCUACUGCCUUGUCUUCACCUUUCCUGGUAACUUCCUCGAAAAACUCCGUAAGUUUGAUUAGAUAUGAAUAACCAUGCACAAAGUCAUGUUCACAAAUCCUAAUCAGUCGCUGGCUCUCCAAAUACUUAAAUAUCUGAUCCCUUAGAAUACCUUCCAAUAACUUUCCCACUAGUGAUGUUAGGCUUGCUGGCCUAUAAUUUCUUGGCUUAUUCUUAGAGCUUUUCUCAAACAAUGAAACAUUAGUAGCUAUUCUCCAAUCCUCCAGCACCUCAACCAUGGCUAAGGAUGUUUUAAACACCUCCACUUGAGCCACUGCAAUUUACUCUUACUAUAUCUUUAGAAGCCCUCAGGAUGUUCCUUCACUUUGUCUGCUAAAGUAACCUCAUGUCUUCUCUCAGCCCUCCUUUUUAAGCGUUCUCUUGCAUUACUUGUAGUGCUCAAGUACCUUAUUUGUUCCUACCUGUCAUGCACCUCCUUCUUUUUCUUAACCAGGGCCUCAGAAUUUCCCAAAAAACCUGUUAUUCUUGCCUUUUAUUUCGACAGGAGCAUACAAACUCUACUCUCAAAGUUUCACUUUUGAACACCUCCCACUGACCAAGUAUACCUUUGCCAGAAAACAACCUGUCCCCAUCCACACUUGCCAGAUCCUUUCUGAUGCCAUCAAAAUUGGCCUUUCUCCAAUUUAGAGUCUCAACUGAGGAGCAGACCUUUUCUUUUCCAUAAUUACCCUAAAACUAUUGGUAUUUUAAGACCAUAAAAUCUAGGAGCAAAAUCAGGCCAUUCAGCCCUUUGAGUCUGCUCUGCCACUUCAAAAUGGCUAACUAACUAUUCCCCUCAAUCCCAAUUAUGAUCACUAGGUAUUAAGUGUUCCCCUAAGCAAACUUUUGUCAUCUGCCCUGUCUCAUUCCCUAAUAGGAGAUCUAGUUUCACACCAUCUCUAGUUGGGAUUUCUAUGUAUUGAUUAAGGAAACUUUCUUGAACACAUUUGAUAAACUCUUUCUCAUCCAACCUUUUUACAGUAUGGAAGUCCCAAUCAGUACAUGCAAAGUUAAAAUCACCUGCAAUAACAACCUUUCGUUUCUUGCAACAGUCUGUGAUCUCUAUAAAUGUACUGCUCUAAAUCCCAUGGAUUAUUGGGUGGUCUAUAGAUCAAUCCUAUUAAUGUGGUCAUACCUUUCUUAAGUUCUACCCAUAAAGCCUCAUUAAAUGAGCUCUUCUGUCUGUAUUGACUGAGCACUGCCGUGACAUUUUCCCUGCCACCCCUCCCUCUUUAAUCCUUCCCACUCUAUCACGUCUAAGACAAAGGAACCACAGAACAUUAAGCUGCCAGUCCUGCCACCAAGUCUCACUACUGGCUACAAUGUGAUAAUUCCAUGUGCUGAUCCAUGCCCCAAGCUCAUCCAUUUUUCCUACAAUACUCCUGCACUGAAAUACAUGCAGCUCAGAACAUGAGUGCCACCACACUCAACCUUUGGAAUCCUGACCUCGUAUGUAGGCGUUACAACAUCGUUCUCCACAACCUCUCCACUAGCUGUUCUGGCACUCUGAUUCCCAUCUCCCCGCAACUCUAGUUUAAACCACACCCCCCCCCACACACACACACACCCCCAAUGCAACACCAGCAAGCCGACUGUAAUCAGUCGCUGUACAGAUCACACUUUCCUUGGAAGAGAGCCCAAAGAUCGAAAAAUCUGAAGCCUUGCCUCCUGCACCAACUGCUUAGUUACAUGCUAAACUGUAUCAUCUUUCUACUUCUGGCUUCACUAAUUCAUGGCAUAGGUAGCAAUCCUGAGAUCACGUAUCUGGUGGUUCUGUCCUUUAGCUUAACACUCAACUUCCUGAACUCCCUGUGCAGAAGCUCAUCACCCAUUCUACCCACGUCAUUGAUACCUACCUGGACUGCAACCUCUGGCUCUUCACCAUCCCACUUAAGAAUGCUGUGGACUCAAUCUGAGAUGUCCCUGACCCUGGCACCUGGGAGGCAACAAACCUUCUUGGAACCUGUUUUUUUGCCCACAGAGAUUCCUUUUUAUCCAACAAAUCCUCUAUCACUACAGCUUGCCUCUUCUCCCUCAUUCCCUUCUGAGCCACCGAGCCAGACUCAGUGAAAGAGACUUAACUGCUGUGGCAUUCCUCUCCAAUAGUAUCCACAGAGGUAUACCUGUUAUUGAGGGGAUUGACCACAGGGUACUCUGCACUAGCUGCCUAUCCCUUUUCCCCUUCUUGGUGGCCACCCAGGUACCUGUGUCCUGCAUCUUGGGUGUAACUACCUCCCUGUAUAUCCUGUCUAUCAACCCCUCAGUCUCCCGAAUGAUCCAUAGUUCAUCCAUUUCCAGCUCCAGCUCCUUAACGCACUCUGUUAGAAACUGCAGCUGGAUAUACUUCUUGCAGGUGAAGUUGUCAGGGACACUGCAGGUCUCCCUGCCUUCCAACGUCCCACAAAAGGAGCAUUCCACUAUCCUGUCUGACUGCUCUAAAUGUGCAAUAAGAAGGAAAGAAACUAUAAAUAACAACAAAAAUCUACCUAUGACCUACUUUUCUCCUGCGCCUUGAUGAGCCAAAGUUUCAACUCCCCUCUCCAACACUGGCCCACUCACAUAAGCCGCUCCACUUAAUCCUAACUUCUUGUUAUUGAUCCUUGCCAAGUGCCUAAUUACGUGCAAUCCAAUGUUUAUCUCAGUAUUUAUAUUGCAACAACUGAUUAAUGCAAGAUUCCUUCUCUUCAAGCAAGCUACCAGAAUAGUUCUCCACAAUAAACUUCCAGAAGGUAUCUCUCUGCUAGUGUUAAAUCAUACUGGGACUUUAUUCUGGUUUUGUACAAAAAUCUGAAAUGGAUGAACGAAAUACAACACUCACACCAUCUGAGUGGAAGACAACCUGAAAUUGAUAAUUCAUGCCAAUCUGCUGCCAUGUGCCUGACUGAUGAAUCAUGCAAAGGACAGUUAGGAAAUCCACGUCCUCGCUUCUCUCUUUGUUUCCUUGCAUGGUUUACUCCUUUUCUGACCCAAUUAGACUGGAACCUAGCAGAAAUCAAGGAGAGAAAAAAACACCAGCAAACAUUUACUUGUGUAUUUGAAGAUCUGUUGUGGAGAUGAUAGUUUUUGUGAAAUCAGUAAAAAGAUGUCUCAUGAUAAAAGACCUAAAGCUGUCCCUCUGAACCGCAGGUGGCUUGCUUUUGCUCAUGUCCUGUGGUUUCUGAGGUAACUGAUGUGUCCACCCGUUGUCUGCCCACCAGCAACUUCCUGCCUGGUCUGUGGCAGUUUGCUGGGUUUCUCUGAGCUCUCUUUGUGCUGACUCAGGGCUGUCCGGGCUAGCCUGAAGGCUUCAUCUUUAUUAAGAGCAGCCAUGGGCCAGGUGCUCCCAGGAGUCUAUGGGCCUGUUACAUUCUUUCAACAAGGUUUUGAGUACAUCCUUUAAUCUUUCUCUCUGACCCUCCAGUAACCUUCUCCCAUGAAAGAACUGAAAUAGAGAUCAAGGUAUUGCCUAACAUUUGGGAGCAGCUUGGAUUUCUCACUCAUACAAAUGAGGUAUCUUGGUCUGCAAAUCCAGUUACCAUGGAAAGAAAUGAUUUGUUGUGGUUGCUGGGAUGGGCUUACACAGCACUUCACCUCUGGAUUUUCUUAGAUGUAAAAAUCAGCACUUGUCCUCUGUGGAAAGUGUAUUCCCUCUUGAUAAUCCCAUUGAAUCCCAGUACUCAGAAAACCUGUGCCAUUCUCAUUGUUGGAAACAAAGUUAUUUGGCUGCAAAGCUGCCCAAUGUAGAGUGAAUCCAGCUGGCCUGUGGUACAACAAUCAGCUAGAGAUUUGGUGUUAGCAGAGACCAAGGGUUAGCAUAGUAUCACCUCACAGAAAUGCGUAUGUUUUGAAAUGAACUUAAAGCACAAUUUAUAAAAAAAGGUGCGACUCAAGCUAACAUUUGAAGCUCACUGGAGCUACAAUGAGAGGCUGGACAUUGAAGACGUUGAACCUUGCAUUUGUAAUACUGCGUGAGCUUCAGUUUGGCCACAGGGUUUCAAAACCUAUUAUAUCAAACUCUCCCAACUGCAAUGUACUUGGACUUAUUUGAAACUUGUUCCUGAUCAGUUUGGUUUGAAUAUCAGUAAUUAACAUUCCAUGGAAGAUUCCACCUUCAUUAGGUGUGAUACCCCGCUGUUAGUUUGUUUGUUACAGUACAGAAACAGCACAGAAUAGGCUCUCUAGACCCUUCAAGUUGCAUCGCCCCGCAACCCCAAUUUAACCCUAGCCUAAUCACAGGACAAUUUUCAGUGACUGGUAUGUCUUUGGACUGUGGGAGGAAAGCCGAGAACCCGGAGGAAACCCACGUGUUCCACAGGGUACAGACUUCUUACAAAUGAUGUCAGACGACAGUCCGAUUCUGUGAUGCUCGGUGACUUUGUCGUCUGUUUUGGUAGCUGACUGUGGCCCUUACACAGCUUAAGCUUCUCACCCAGGAGCAGCUGGAAGAUGUUUGUGACCUCAGCCCCAUUAGAGUGGCUGGGAGGGAAUAUUUUGACUAUGUUCUGCAGUCGGAACGACUGGCCAAGCAUUAUUAGGUAGGAAGAAUCCACAGCAGAGCUGCUGGUCGAGUUGUUGACUCAUAGCUCCAGUGAGGAAUGCCCAAUUAGUCCUGUCUCCGGGGAGUUUACACUUCCUUUCUCUGACCAUGGGGGUUUUCCCUGCGAACUCUGGUUUCCUCCCGAAUCCCAGAUUUGUGUGUUGGUAGGUUAAUUAGCAAUGACAGAUCUCUGCUGAUCUGUGGGGUGAUUAUUAGGGUCCUGGGAAAGAGGGAAGAUAAAAUGGGAACAGCUUAGUGUCAAUGGCAGUUUGGUAGUCAGUGUGGACUCGGCGGCCUAACCUACUUGGUUCUGAGCUGUGUGACCAUGACAAUGCAUACUGCACGCUCAGUCAGAUUUGAGCAUCUCAGGUGCAACUGUUCAAUUACAACCUCUUUUAUAGCUUUCAUUAUAAAACCCAGGAUCUGCUGGGAUUGUGUUGGCAUGCACACGAUUAACCGUGUGAACUUGCAGCAAGACAAAGACUUGUGAAGCACAAAGGUGUCAGAUGGUGAGUGCUGUUCUACCAUUUGCCUCUUAAAAACUGAAUCGUCAUCAAGUAAUUGCUCUAUUUGCACAGUUGGCACAAAUUACCUUACCGCAGCUAGUUAAAAAUACCCAUUUUCUGGUACGGUUACCGUGUUAUUGCAGCUACUCAAUCUUGGGGACUAUUUUUUAUUCUGCUUCUUUCUCUAUCUUUUCCUAUAUUGGAAAGGAGGUCAAGAGAAGAUGGAAAAGGUUUACAUUGAUUAUGGAGAUCUUAACAUAUGUCCAUUUCUACAAAGUUCUACAGACCUUUUGGCCAAGAUUAUUUCAUAAUUCCAGUAAUGAGUGGGACAAAAAUAGCUGGAGAAGGAAAACCUAUUUUACACCACUAAACAUUAAAUUAAUCACUUAAGCACGUUUCUGCAGCAAUAAUUGUUAGUAAAUCCAAUUGUGAUAAUCCACUAAGAAGAUAGUUUGGAAGAUUGUGGGUAUCCAAGGUUGGUGUCUCAUCAAAAUGGAGGUAUUCACAAUCUGACUCUACUCCCUGUUCCUGCUUAACAAGACCACACUGAAUCGGAAAGUUAACCCAAAUACAAUACACAUGAAGUUUUGAUAUUCACACAUGUAUUUAUGAAGAAGGGACAAUAAAUAUUGUUAUUUAAAAUUGCAUGAAAAAAUGUGUACAAUAAGCGGUAUAUGAACGUGGUUUGGUAUUUUAUGUACCUAUCAAUCACUCUGAAGGUCAAAACCUCUUUCUGAAUUAUUUGUUGUCUGACCAGCUGUUUGCAAAAGUAAGAAAUAGCAAGAGAUGUUUUCAACAUUUAUUGGUUGUCAUGGGUGUGUUGACAUUCCUUUACUGCUUUUUUUGCUCUAUAUUGUAAUGGGUUAACUUCAAAGAGAUUACUCAUGGAUGUUUGUGGACAUGGAAUUUCUGUAACUUGUAUGACAAAGGUUCAUGGACGUGCUGAUAGCUACUGUAUUUAUUGUAGUAAAGAGGAUGCAAAAUAAAUAUUUUCCCCA
Molecule: messenger RNA, 8561 nt
Organism: Hypanus sabinus (Atlantic stingray)
Lineage: Eukaryota; Metazoa; Chordata; Chondrichthyes; Myliobatiformes; Dasyatidae
Gene: dusp4
Product: dual specificity phosphatase 4
Exons: 4
Coding region: 79-1182 (367 amino acids)
Biological process (GO): endoderm formation; negative regulation of MAPK cascade; protein dephosphorylation
Cellular component (GO): cytoplasm; nucleus
Molecular function (GO): MAP kinase tyrosine/serine/threonine phosphatase activity; protein tyrosine/threonine phosphatase activity
Source: RefSeq, a predicted model, not a curated record